Messenger RNA from Phaeodactylum tricornutum CCAP 1055/1, 5040 nucleotides. RefSeq lists its product with no specific name. NCBI's taxonomy places the organism in Eukaryota, Bacillariophyta, Bacillariophyceae, Surirellales, Neidiaceae. The record is from RefSeq and is a predicted model, not a curated record. Gene Ontology annotation, biological process: chloride transmembrane transport. Bases 1 to 5028 code for a protein of 1675 amino acids. Gene Ontology annotation, molecular function: chloride channel activity. The transcript has a single exon.
AUGAAGCCGAAAGUAAGGAUUAUAGAUCCGGAGGAAUUCCCCAGCGAUACAGACGAGAACUUGGAGAUCGUACCGCUGACUCCCCGAGACUCCGCGGAAACGACCGAGUCCUUUCAUACGCACGCCACAUCUUCGUACUUGCACUUCUUUCGAUCUGAUCAGCUACCUUCCGCUCGGUCGCAUCGCUCCGAAACACCACUUUGUCCUACGUCUGAACAGCGGCAUAGCGUGCUCCUGGACGAAGAAGAAGACGGAGAAUACGAGGAUUUGGACGACAUAAGUCCCAGUCCCAGGAAAUAUGUCCCCACUCAGUACAUGCUCAGUGAACCCCCUCGCCACAGAACCCCAGCUUCCUGUCGCUCGCUUUCUUCUGUAUCUUCCGCAUGCUCAGUAGAAUCCUCCCGCCUUUCUAUUUUAUCUUCCGCCUCUCAUCUUUUCGGAGAAAGUAUUGUCAAUUUUGACCAACGCGAUAUUGAGACAGGCAGCGUCGCUUCGAGCUACGUUUUGUCUCCAGGGCGCACGGUGAUUUCACCCACAUCCCGUGGUGCCGACAGAAAUAUAAUUUGGUGGAGAGAAAUGUCCGACAACCUGAUUACGAUCGCUCGUGGCCUUCGUGAGGAUCUUCCCCACCUCAUCGAAAGCGUCUGGCCCCGACAUCAUCAAACACGCCUUCCGCUCUCACCGCGUUCUCGAAAUCUGGCCGACAUUAACUUUUUAACUUCCCAACAUAAAUCCAAGGUGCAGGCGUUGGUCUUUCCGGAGGAAGAAUAUUUUGACUUUUGCCUGGUUUUAAAGCCACAGGAAACGUACGCCUUCUGGGCAUCACUGUUGGACUUUCGGGUCGAGAUCUUGGGUCAGGAAAGGGUCGAUCAAAUGAACGAAGCAUUGGAAUCUUCUUCGACUAAUAAUACUCGGUCCAACACUCCUUCUAGUGAUCGUCCAUCAACGCCUCGAUCUUAUUCUGACGAUGGAUCUGAAGCCAGGGAUGUUGUCGACUCGGUGAUUGCCACACCGCCGACUACGGGAAUGCAUCGUCGACGAGCCAAUGUGACGGGUAAGUCACAAACUACCCCCGGACAAAGUACCAGUGGUUCUCCUAUGCCUACACCUUACGAAUCGGCUACCAUGACACGAUCCAAGAUGUCUAUGGUCUCCCCUGGUCUCUAUAGUGUCGCUGAUUCCAGUCGUGUCAGUCAAGGCAUGACAAGGCUUUCCAUGUUUGAACGUGCCAUUCACAACGGUUCGUCUACCGCUUUUACCCCUGAGUCAUGUCUGCGGCGCUCCAGCACAGUCGCCCUGGAUAAUGCGUUGGUGGAGAGCGCUACGCCCAAUACCGUACAUCGCCGUCGCUGGGGAAAUCAUACAGCGUCGCAGACACCGAACAUGAUGUCGCCUCCAAUCCGUAGCUUGACGCGAGGAAGUAGCACAGUACGCCGAUCGACCACAAUACGUUCAACUGCCUUUCCGUCCAGUGGCAACGGUACAGAAAUCACACUUGGGGUUGCUGAGAAAACGAGUCCACGUACUGUCAACGAGAUUCGCAUAGAAGACAUUCCCAACCAAGUGAUUCCUCGAGGCAUUGCGGCUCAUACCAAUGGGAUGCUUCACUUUCUUAGUGCUCUCAAACGAGGCAUCGUAGUCCGCCGUCACCGACCCGGGAAGGAAGCCGUCUUCAGCAAGAUUGUAUCUAGCGAUGGAGGAGAUACCAUUCAGUACAUAUUUGUCGAGAAGGAAGACGGCAUGAACGCUUUCAAGGAACAACGGGUCCGUUACAACAACGUCUCAGCAGACGAAGUGGAAAAUACUCAGCCCUGGAGCUAUGAGCAGCACAGUUUAGAGUCGGACACUACCAGACCAAAUCACGAUUUUUCAGUGCCUGAUUACGUUGCCGCUAAACAAUACCGUGAAAAGAUGAGGCGCGAAGAAGGUCUGAGGAAGAACGUCAAAACUCUGGCAACCAAAGUUGUGCGAAGCGGGGCGGCCAAGGCUGCGGAUAUAAUUGCGGUUCAUCCUGGCCAGCACGAAGAUCCUCGGUCGUCUGAGAGGAACCUUGGUAGCACAAGUUUACGUCGGUCGAACUGCUCGUUCUCUGCUCCACACACGUUUUCACUGGUCCUUCGAACUUCCCAGUCUUUCGGACGUAAUCGCGAAAUGUCGCUUGACGAAUGGGAGCAGAAAUGGUAUAGUGGUGAAGGAAAUGAGUCGUUGUUCCGGUAUGUUGAUAUUGAGGCCGCAACCAAAGGUGAAUAUUGGUUACUCUUUCGUGGCUUCUUGCUUCUUCAUCGUGAUGCCGCCGUUGGGCGCUUCGCCGAGCAACGUGCAGCAGGUAUAGGUUCCCACUACAGUCGACUCGAGGUCGAACAACGUGAACAGGCUGAUUUGGAAGCGCAUAAUCGAUUGCAUCGAGACGAAUUCCACGAGCCGGUGACGGUAGGGUGUCUCGAGAAGCUGAUUGUGAAGUGGCGACAGCUAGAUACGACAUAUAUGGAGGGGUUUACUAUGGCAGGAGCCUUGCCACCGCCUUCCGACUAUUUUCUGGGAUUCAAAUCGGCCGGUACCUCGAUCUGGAGUCGACUUCGGCAGGCUGGUUUGGAGACUCAACGGGUGUAUUCGCUCGACCCGCGACGAGUCCUGAUCAAAGUGCGAUGUCCUUCAGAUCGUCUCAUGGACGUGGCCGAGGUCCUCAAAUUGAAACUUCGAUCCAGUGAGGGAGGGUUUGCGCCGUUUAGGGAAGAUAUGAUGGACAUGUUUAAAUCAACUGAUGACUUGACGGAAACGCCACACAUAGACAACGUCCAUUCAUUUCAUUUCCGGUCCUCGAUUCGGCAAUCAAUAAUUGACUUUAUUAUUUCUUCGCGCAUUCGAGAUUCGGGUGCUGAGUUGGGCCAGACAACAGAUGUUGGUAAGAUGAUCCAAUCACGGGUACCAUUGCACAUGCGAGCCAAAGUCAAUAGUAUAUAUCAAACGUGGACGCACUUUUGGAAGGAAGAAAAUUGGACUGGGCGCGAUGGAUGCAGUCUAUCUCAUGAAAGCUUUUCAGACACUUCGAAAGGUGUAGAGCACGAUCGCUUUUCCUUUGUCUCUAAAUCGACCUGUGAUACGGAAAGUGGCGACUCUAGCGAGGCAGCGGUUCCGCAUCUUUUCGUCCGUAUCUUCAAAGGCUGUUUCUACCAGCCGCUCGAUUCGAUUGAGCAGUAUUUUGGCGAAAAGGUUGCAUUUUAUUUCGCUUGGCUACAGCAUACAGCCGGUCAUCUUGUCUGGCUGUCGAUAUUCGGGUUCAUCAUGUUCCUUCUGCAAGUCGGAAGUGGUAGCUGGGAUCACCCAUUGCGACCGUUCUACUCUGUUAUGGUCAUGAUAUGGACUUUCACAGUGUUGAUCAAUUGGAAGAAGCGAGCCAACUACCUGGCAUACCGAUGGGGUACUCUAGAUUACAAGGAACAAGAGACAACGCGCCCGGAAUUCAAAGGUGACUAUAUGAGAGACGAAGUGACAGGCGAGUGGGUAGUCACGUAUCCGAAAUGGAAACGCUGGGUCAAAUACUCUAUUUCUUUUCCUUUGACUCUUCUCUUUACUGCCGGCUCGUUAGUCUUGAUCCUUUGGGUGCAUGCCAAUCGCGAUCUCACGUUGGCCCGCUAUCUUGAUCAAAAGGCGAAUCCUGGCUCCGAGAAAUUCCAGUUCAAUUUCGCAAUUAGUGCUAUUGGAAAGGAGGCCGCGAUUACUGAUGUUCAGCUAAGCAGAGAGCAUAUUUUGGAUCCUACCUUCUGGUUUAUAACGAUUGGAAUGCCAGCAUUGCUUGGAUUGUGUCAGCCUCUGCUUAAUCUUCUUCUGAUGAAACUAUCGCUGAUGUUGAAUGACUUUGAAAACUAUCGCACAGAAUCCGAGUACAGAACUUAUCUGAUUAUCAAGGUCAUCUCGUUUCGCUUUGUCUGCUACUUUGCCCAUUUGUACUACUAUGCAUUUGUUUCAGUUGGCUCAACUCAAGCGAUUGAAAAUGGAAUUCUUCGUGUGGGAACGGGAGUCUUUGUCUACACUACAGUUGCUCAUUGGUGGCAAAUCUUUCUACAAAUAUAUUUCCCGAUAUUAAUUCGCAAGCUUCGCAUGUACUACCGCGAUAAGCGCCUUUGCGAAGAACUCCGUGAUCUUGAACUCGACGAAGAGGAGGUUAGGGAAAUGGCUUCUCGUGGACUACGUGUCAACUUGAAAGAACGACAGGUUCGCCUGGUAAAUAAACGGUUAUUGGUAGAACAGGCGCAAGACGACAUUUGGUUGGAGGUCAUGCUGCCCGAGCACAACAGUUUUCCCGAGUACAUCCAAGCUGUUGUCCUUUUUACGUACGUCUCUUGUUUCAGUGCCGUGCUACCUAUCACACCUUUGAUUGUACUCUUUAACUACCUGGUGAGUAUGCGGCUUGAUGCUUUCAAAGUAUGCAAAGGACGACGUAGGCCGUUGGCAGAGAAGACUGGGGGAAUAGGCAUUUGGGAACACGUGCUUCAUAUUGUUGCGGUUAUUUCUGUCUUAACAAACUGCUGGAUGAUGGGCUUUACAAACGCGUUGUUCGUCAAAAUUGGGGAGAGUAUUGGAGAAGUGGGACUGUUUGCGAUCAUUGUCGUUUGGGAACACGUCAUGCUUCUUAUCAAAUACGUCAUGGAAACCUCGAUAUCUCCUCUUCCCAAAAUAGUCAAGGACGCGAUCAAGCGCGAACAGUUCGAGCUGGACCAACAGCGUAACACGUCCAUGCGCCUACGACAAGGUCGCCGCUCUCAACACGAUCGAGAAAGUGUCGGAGAAGAUCGUACACAAGGUGUUUGGCGCAAUGUCCCUUCUAUAGGACGGGCUUCUGCUUUACAUCCCAUUCACUCUGAAGAUCAGGAAAGUGUGCGCUCGGUUUCAAGAGCAUUAAGUCGGGCCCCUACACUUGAUUUGGGUGAAUCCUCGAUUGAACAGUCAAUGAUCGAUUCCGUGCGUACACCAAAAGUAGGGAAAAGCGACGUUGAGCAAGGUUUGGAGAAGACUUUGUUCAGCGCCUAGAAAUCGUAUAUU